AUGGGCGGACUCCUGACUCUGCCACCAUUCCUCGAGCGAUUCAACCACCCCACUCCUACGAUGCUCGGCUUCAUCGUCGGUGCCUAUGAUGUGGGCGCGCUCCUUGGCGUUAUCUUGUGUUUCCUGUAUGCACAGAUUCCGGGACGACGCUGGACUAUCGUUUUCGGCUGCAUCGUCACCAUGGUAGGCGCGGCUUUGCAGACGGCUGCUUUCUCGGUGGCUCAGAUGAUUGUUGGUAAGAUCAUAGCUGGUAUGGGCGUGGGUGCUAUCUCGGCCACAGUACCCAUGUGGAUUGCUGAAUGCUCGCAUAUUCACUGGCGCGGCAUCAUGAUCGUCAUUCAAUGUACAAUCGUGAUACUUGGAAUCGUAAUCUCCAAUUUCACAAAUUAUGGCCUUGUCUUCGCCUGUCCCAGCUUAGACGGCACAGACGGGCAAUGGAGAGUGGCAUUAGGGCUCCAGAUGAUCUUCCCUUUGUUCGUGUUUGCUCUCCUUCCCUUCUGUCCCGAAAGUCCAAGGUGGCUCGCUGCCAAAGGUGCUCCAGUUGGAGAGAUUGCUGGAAUCCUGGCACUACUUGAAGGGAAUAAUGCCACUGCAACAACGCCGGCCAUUGCUAGCAAAGCGCAAGAGAUCAUGGCAAUCGCGCAGCAUGAGGCAGAGCUUGAUAUCUCGUGGCGGGAGGCCUUUGGAGGCGGUGAGCUGCAAAAUGGUCGUCGGCUAUGGUUAAGUGGUUUUGUCGUGGGGCUUCUCCAGCAGGUUACUGGCGUCAAUGCCAUCGUGUAUUAUGCCCCUGUCGUUUUCCAGGAUGCGGGAUUGAGUCCGAGGAAUUCGUUUCUGAUGGGUGGAGUCGGCAGUAUUGCGAUGCUCAUUGGAACUCUGCUGCCUGUCAUGUAUAUUGAAAAAGCCGGCCGUCGCAAGACAUUGUUGAUUAGUGCCUCAAUCGAGGCCAUCACGAUGGGCGGCAUUGCCGCGAGCAUUGGCUGGGGCGUCAAACACCCAUCAUCUCGCGAGAAUGCCGGAUGGGCCGCGACGGCCUUCAUCAUCGCAUUCGAAUUCGGCUUCGGGCUCGGAUGCUGCUCAAUGCCUUACCUCUGCGCACCAGAACUCAACUCACUGCGAGCCCGCCACAAAGGCCAUGCCGUGCAGACGAUGGGACUUUGGGGAGGUGGCUUCCUCACGGUCAUGGUAUCUCCAGUCGGAGUGGCGAAUCUGUCAUGGAAAUUCUACUUGAUCUGGAUGGUUCUGACCCUCUGCUGGAUCCCAAUGGUGUGGGCAUUCCUUCCCGAAACGGCGGGCCGGAGUCUUGAGGAGAUGGACUAUUUCUUCAAGAAAUAUCAGGAUAAGUGGUUUGUGCGCGACGUUGCGUUUGAACGCUUCGAGCGCGAGGAUGUUCUAUCCCUUCAUGAGGAUACAAAGAAUGAGAUCGAGCAGAUCGAGGUUACUGCCGUCAGAACUCAAUCUCGUACUUAG
Molecule: messenger RNA, 1467 nt
Organism: Exophiala bonariae
Lineage: Eukaryota; Fungi; Ascomycota; Eurotiomycetes; Chaetothyriales; Herpotrichiellaceae
Exons: 9
Coding region: 1-1467 (488 amino acids)
Biological process (GO): carbohydrate transport; transmembrane transport
Cellular component (GO): membrane
Molecular function (GO): carbohydrate:proton symporter activity
Source: RefSeq, a predicted model, not a curated record